AUGAAGUUCGAUCGUGGUUAUAUUUCUCCCUAUUUUAUUAACACAUCAAAGGGUGCAAAGGUCGAGUACGAGAAGGCCCUAGUUCUGUUGAGCGAAAAGAAAAUCAGCAAUGUCCAAGAUAUUGUUCCUGCACUCGAACUAGCUAACAAAAUAAGAAAGCCUCUUGUGAUCAUUGCAGAAGACGUUGAUGGAGAAGCGCUAACUACCUUAGUAUUGAACCGUCUGAAGGUUGGACUUCAAGUUGUAGCUGUGAAAGCACCCGGCUUCGGAGACAACAGGAAGAACACGCUUAGGGAUAUGGCUAUCGCUACUGGAGGAACUGUGUUCGGGGACGAUUCAAACCUGGUUAAGCUUGAAGACAUCCAACUCAGCGAUUUCGGAGAGGUCGAAGAGGUAACAAUCACUAAAGACGAUACUCUCUUGUUACGCGGCAAAGGUGAAGCGGCUGAGAUUGAGAAGAGAAUCGAGCAAAUCGCUGACGAAAUUGAGCAGUCCACUAGCGACUACGAAAAGGAAAAACUAAAUGAGCGCCUUGCAAAGCUUUCCAAAGGUGUUGCUGUGCUGAAAGUUGGAGGGGCCUCGGAGGUAGAAGUUAGUGAGAAGAAAGAUCGCGUCACUGAUGCUCUUUGUGCCACCCGUGCUGCAGUUGAAGAAGGAAUUGUACCUGGAGGAGGAGUCGCGCUUCUUCGAGCUCUCAAAGUUCUCGAUGGAUUCAAGGCUCCCAACGAAAACCAGCAAAUGGGUGUAAAUAUCAUCAAGAAGGCAGUUCGUCAACCAAUCAGCACGAUUGUGAAAAACGCUGGCUUGGAACCGGCCUCCAUAGUUGAAAAGGUCCUAUUAAAUGACAACAUUGGAUACGGAUACGAUGCGCUUAAUGACAAAUUUGUUGACAUGUUCGAAGCUGGUAUUAUUGAUCCUACGAAGGUUGUGCGAACUGCGCUACAAGACGCUGCUGGUGUAGCCUCCUUACUUGCAACAACGGAAUGUGUUGUCACUGAGCUACCCAAAGAUGAGCCAAUGCCAGGCAUGGGUGGUGGUGGCAUGGGCGGUAUGGGAGGCAUGGGUGGAAUGGGUGGGGGAGGAAUGUUCUAA
Ostertagia ostertagi is the source of this 1092-nucleotide messenger RNA. The record is from the annotation of a GenBank genome assembly. Lineage: Eukaryota; Metazoa; Nematoda; Chromadorea; Rhabditida; Trichostrongylidae.